AUGGGAAAAUCGUUCAAGGACUCUCUUAAAGCGCUUGAAGCAGAUAUUCAGCACGCCAAUACUGUGGCUUUAGAUUAUCCAAGGGAGAAAGAUGGAGCACGUCUCCAGAUGAGACUAUCCUACUGUCCGGCGGCAAACUUUUUUCUCUUUCUUGUCCAGUGGACUGACUGUCACCUUGCUGGGGCCCUUGGUUUGCUCAGAAUUCUUAUUUAUAUGACAUAUCCCGAUGGAAAGACCACCAUGUCAGUUUAUGAAAGGAAAGCCAGCAUUAGAGAAUUUUAUGGUGUGAUAUUUCCUUCUUUGCUGCAACUUCAAAGAGGCAUCACAGAUUUAGAGGAUAGGAAGCAGAAAGAGGUUUGCACUGUCAGAUACAAAAGAAAGGAGGAGUUGGACAAGGGAAAACUCUCUGAAAUUGACAUCGAAAGAGAAAAAGAGUGCGGAAUUUGCAUGGAGGUGGACAAAAAAGUUGUGUUACCUAACUGCAGUCAUACAUUGUGUUUGAAGUGUUACCGGGACUGGUAA
Molecule: messenger RNA, 522 nt
Organism: Prunus armeniaca (apricot)
Lineage: Eukaryota; Viridiplantae; Streptophyta; Magnoliopsida; Rosales; Rosaceae
Source: the annotation of a GenBank genome assembly